This is a messenger RNA of Fraxinus pennsylvanica, 789 nucleotides long. The record is from the annotation of a GenBank genome assembly. NCBI's taxonomy places the organism in Eukaryota, Viridiplantae, Streptophyta, Magnoliopsida, Lamiales, Oleaceae.
AUGACUUGUAGCGGUAGUCGCCAAGAUGACGAGGCCAUUAAUGAAUGCCCUGCUUGUCCUUCAUGUGGUCAUCCAGUCAAUCAUCAAGAAAAGAUAAGACAUGAUCUGAGCAGUUUGCCUGCCGGAAUGAAGUUUGAUCCAAGUGAUGUGGAGCUUCUUGAACAUUUGGAGGCAAAAGUGAGGUUGGAUGAUCAAAGGCUUCAUCCAUUGAUUGAUGAGUUUAUUCAGACCAUUGAAGGAGAGGACGGAAUAUGCUACUCCCACCCAGAGAAAUUACCUGGAGCAAGCAAAGAUGGGCAAUUGCGACAUUAUUUCCAUCGACCAUCGAAAGCAUAUACCACAGGAACUAGAAAGAGAAGAAAAGUUCAUACAGAUGAGGAUGGCAGUGAAACCCGGUGGCAUAAAACAGGCAAAACUAGGCCAAUUCUUGUUCAAGGAAAAGUUAAAGGAUACAAGAAAAUUCUUGUGCUCUACACCAAUUAUGGGAAGCAAAAAAAACCCGAAAAAACAAAUUGGGUAAUGCAUCAGUACCACCUUGGCAACAAUGAAGAUGAAAAAGAAGGCGAGCUCAUUGUUUCUAAGGUUUUCUAUCAAACUCAACCUAGACAAUGUGGUUCCAAUAUUAAGGAUUCUUCUCCUAGGAUUAAACCUAAUCUUAACACCUCCAAUUUCGGUGAAUACUACAAUCCAACGUCUAUCAUCUCGUUUGAUCAGUUCGAGCACGAUGAUCAGUCAUCUUCCCGUGUUCUUCCGAAUUUUCAUGCCCCUACUAAUUCAUUCAUGUCUUGA